AUGUCCACAGGGAUCUCCAGUCCUCUGUUAUCAGUUCCUCACGAUGUCACGCCGCCUGUCGUGCCAGACCCAGGCAUAGCCUACCUCCAUGACCGGCUGAACUAUCUCGAGUCCCAAAUCAACGAGCUUCGCUCAGUUAUACUGACUAAAGAUGGGUAUGUUGAUCGUCGUAACAGAGAAGAUCAGCACAUCCGGCGCGAGUUUGAAGCUCAAAAAUCCACCAUCGAGCGAAUUGAGGCCGACUUGGCAGCGCUCAAGACAGAAGUCAUCUUGAUCAAGAGAACCCUUGCUACGCUCUGCCACGAAACAGCCCUUUUACGCAAGGACGUUACUUGCCUCCAGAAGGACGUUGGGUGUCUCCAAAAGGACGUUGCUUGUCUCCAGAAGGACGUCGUAAAGCUGCAAGUUGAAGUGCAGCUUUUAAAAUCGGAGAUUGGUGACUGUCGUCUUGAGAUCAAACAUCUAACUCAGCGUUUUGAUACGAUGGAGAUACGUAUGAAGCAAGCAGAGCAAGUGCGUUACAACUCUCUUGCAGUUAUGCCCAAUGCACCCAAUGCACCCAUCGGCCCUGUUCCCAAAGUUGGAGAGAACGGAACGCUGCGCUAUCCUGAUUUUUUCCCCAGCACCGUCCUUCGAUUUUGGGUAUUGAAGAGACGAAACCAUGUCCACCGUCUUGUUAAACUUGCUGAGUUUUAUGAGCUCGAAGGAUAUCAGACAUGGGAUCGAAAUCAUGCAGAUGAUCUACCUUUUGAUGACGAUGAUUUCAGUGAUUUCGGCGAUGAACAGCCCAAUGGCCUGACGCGUGCAGAGGCGGCAUAUCAAUAUCCCGAAGCGUGCCAUCAGGCCCUUGCGGCAACCUUGGGCUUGAAUUAUCGUAAGAUCCUGAAGGUGGCCCGUGAAGGUUCCUAUCCGCGAGCCCCCAAGAGACUCUUAGAUGAUUUUGCGCCUAAUCAUGGCGGAUUGGCUAUCACAGAUAAGCCGCUCAAGUCUGCCAAGUUGCACCAAAUGUCAGACAGCUUCAGAGAAAGACUGCUUCGACCCCAGGAGGAGGGUUCCGUAUCCGAGCCGACAACAGUUGACAAUCGCGAUUAUAUUUAUUAUCGUCAGCCAGGGCGCGGGGAGUCUGAUAUCUCGUCAAGGACGAAGGCCAAACUAAAGGCGCGUGACUUUGAAGGUCUCUCUGAACAAGACAUACUUCGUGGCAUUGAGUUGGGGUGGUGCAAGGUGCAGGAUGAGCUACCCAGAGUCACCAAGACCCCAGAAGCUGAGACCAAGGCUGCAGCUGCGGCUCCGGCUCCGGCUGAGGAUGCAGCUGAACCUGCGGAUACGGUACCGAUGGACGAAGAUGCUGCCUCGAGACGCACCAUCUCGACUGAGGCUAUAUCACCAUCUGCUUCGCGUGUUCCCUCCCGUACUCCUUCGCCACCGUUUACCGCAAGCAUGACAAGUGACAUGUCAUAG
Molecule: messenger RNA, 1461 nt
Organism: Talaromyces atroroseus
Lineage: Eukaryota; Fungi; Ascomycota; Eurotiomycetes; Eurotiales; Trichocomaceae
Exons: 2
Coding region: 1-1461 (486 amino acids)
Source: RefSeq, a predicted model, not a curated record